Molecule: messenger RNA, 1459 nt
Organism: Salmo salar (Atlantic salmon)
Lineage: Eukaryota; Metazoa; Chordata; Actinopteri; Salmoniformes; Salmonidae
Gene: mapk12a
Product: mitogen-activated protein kinase 12a
Biological process (GO): protein phosphorylation
Molecular function (GO): ATP binding; MAP kinase activity
Source: RefSeq, a predicted model, not a curated record
GCUGUGGUUGACCCCAGGCGGCAUCUUAUAGCUGCGCAAGCUGCGCGGUCGACGCGCUGCGCAUUCGGUGACGAGAAUGAAUUCAAGAACGCAUAGGUAGGACAAUGGGUGUGUAAACGAAACUGGGGAAUCACUUCUUGGAACACGUACUAGACUUGUUAAAUCGGGUCAAAUAAGAUGUCGAGCCGGACCAGACCUGGCUACUGUCGCCAGGACGUGAACAAAACCACCUGGGAGGUACCGGAGCGGUACAGGGAUCUAAAACAGGUGGGGACAGGGGCGUACGGUACAGUCUGCUCUGCGGUGGACUUCAGGACAGGGACCAAGGUGGCCAUCAAGAAGCUCCACAGGCCCUUCCAGUCUGAGCUCUUUGCUAAGAGGGCUUAUCGGGAGCUGAGGUUGCUCAAACACAUGAAACAUGAAAAUGUGAUUGGCCUUGUGGAUGUAUUCACUGCUGACCUCUCCUUAGACAGAUUCCAUGAUUUCUAUCUGGUGAUGCCUUUCAUGGGAACCGAUCUGGGGAAGUUGAUGAAGUUACAGCAGCUCUCAGAGGACAAAGUACAGUUCCUGGUCUAUCAGAUGCUGAAAGGACUCAAGUAUAUCCAUUCUGCUGGCAUAAUUCAUAGGGACCUCAAACCAGGGAAUCUGGCCGUUAAUCAGGAAUGUGAGCUCAAGAUCCUGGACUUUGGCCUGGCGCGGCAGGCGGACAGUGAGAUGACAGGCUACGUGGUGACCCGCUGGUACAGAGCCCCGGAGGUCAUCCUCAGCUGGAUGCACUACACCCAGACUGUGGACAUCUGGUCUGUGGGCUGCAUCAUGGCAGAGAUGCUGUCAGGGAAACCACUGUUCAAAGGCAAUGACCACCUGGAUCAGCUGACUGAGAUCAUGAAGAUCACAGGGACACCCACUCAGGAGUUCAUCACCAAACUGCAGUCUCAGGAUGCUAAAAACUAUGUCAAAAGCCUUCCCAAAGUGCAAAAGAAAGACCUUCAGGCACUCUUUUCCACAGUCAACCCACAGGCGGUGACAGUUAUAGAGCGCAUGCUGCUGCUGGACCCAGAGAGCAGGGUGACGGCAGCGGCGGCCCUCGCCCUGCCAUACUUCUCAGAGUUCAGGGAGCCAGAAGAGGAGACCGAGGCCCAGCCAUACGACCACUCUGUAGACAACUCUGAUCUGCCUCUGGAGCAGUGGAAACGUCACACGUUCACAGAGAUCCUGUCUUUCCAGCCCAUAGUGGUAGAGUCCAGGGAAACCGCACUGUAAGAUGAAGCGUCACACAUGGGAAAACAACCCCCCCCCACCACCAUUUUUACAAGUGUGCCAUCCUCUGUUCAAUCAACAUUCUCAGUCCAUCGUGUGUGUAUGUGUGUGUGGGGGUCCUCCCCUUGUGUGUAGUUUUUCAGCCAUUUUCACACCAAUGUGUUGUUGCCUCCUGUAUAAAGCCCAUAUUCAACUGACA